GUGCCUCAGAACCGUUGGGGCAGUGCGGGAGGAGGGCGGGCGUUGUUGGUGAGCGCUGUGACAGCCGCGGGCAGCAUGGAGCCUAAAGUUGUGUGCAGAGGUGGCAGCUGCUGCUGGAGCAAUGCAGAAGCUGGGGGCAGGCUGGCAGACGUGUUCAGCAGCAUGAUGGCAGAGUCCAGCUCACGUGGCUGCUACAAACCACAGAAUGAAGAAAAUGUAGACCCACCUCAGACCUACAGUUCUUCCAUUUCAACACCAGAAUACUCUGCACCUGUGGACUCUUCUAUCUUGUAUUCACCGUGGUCUCUGUGUGAUGAUAGUAAGCAGCCCGCUGCUUCUCAGAUUAAUAUGAAAUCCAGAAUUCAAACUGAAAGGAAUGAUUAUGGCAGUGAGGCGGAUCUAUAUGAGCUUGUGUCUAACAUUUUGGAAGAGCAAGAUAAAUCGCAGCCAUAUUGUGCUGAGGGGAGUUGCUCUUCCAACUUAAAGUCAGCAUGGCCCAUGAAUGCUACGAGAAUCACAGACCACCACAACCUGUUGUCAGAAACUAAAAGACCAGUUGCUGCAGCUGUCUCCCAGCAGAGUUUUUAUAGCAGCGAAUCGACAUCUCCUGCUGAAAAACAGUACUUGCAAAGUGGUAAUCUUGCACCGCAGCAAAAAGUAGAGGAAUGUUAUCAUGGAUUUCCUGGUAUAGACCUCGAGGAGCAAUGUUUGUGCACUUCUAUGAAUGAUCAUGCCAACUGUUGCAACAUGCAGGCUAAUGAAAAUAUUAAGACAACACCCAUGUAUCAGAACUAUCCAUGCAUGAAAAACACCUUUACACCUCAAGCUGGUUACUUAGAAGUAAUCAAAGACUCAGGAGCCGAUCCUUACUCCUACAGAAGAGAGAAUGUGUGUCCCAUAGGAGCAGAUGCACAGCUGCACCAAAAGCAGGCAGAAACACUUGCACAAUUUCACAGAUGCAAUGAAAAUGCUGAUUAUGGUAGAUACGCUGAAUAUUCUCAUUUUACCAAAGCAAAACCUACCAAGAGCAUCAAUUGCAGCUUCCAAGAAAGUAAAAAAUUAGUAAGUGAAAUGACUGAGGUGUCAUCUCUGGAUGUAGAACCCUAUGCUAAAUUAUUUCAAUUCAAAUCAGGUACUCAGAGAAAAACAGAUGCAAUUCCAGAUCAGCAAAACUUUACAUUUAUCAAGGCUGCAGGACUGCUAUCAGAAAAGCAAUUUGCAAAUGAGCCUCCAUUCUGCAGUGAUCUGGGGCAAAAAUUUGAAUAUGGACUAAAUUCUCGUACAGCUUGUCCAGGGAGUAGUGACUGUGCCAGUGGUGUGGAUAAGCUGCAGUUUUCCAAGUCUGAUCUUCAGAGUCCUGAGUACUGUAAACCGCUUCCAUUGUUACCAAACUCAGCAAACUCAUCAGCAGGUGCUAAUGUAAGGCAGGCUUGGAUGAACUUUCAAAGUAAACCCACCGUCCCACCUCAGAGUCCAAGUGUGGUGAAACUGAAUAAUCAUUUAUCUGCUUUACCAAAAAAUUCCAGCCAUCCUAAUGAUUUUUUACCGUUAUCAUCUUCAAAUGUCCCUUUAAAUAGUAAUUUAUCUCACAAGAACUGUCAAGAUAAUUCUUUGGUUUUUUCAAGUCUUGAUUUUGGUUAUAACGCUUCAGAACGAGCUCAGUCAGCUGCUCUUGUGGAAGCACUAGCUAAGUCUGGAGAAGAAAAUCUCACUGAGUAUUUAAGUGACAAGAAAUUAAAGCAACCAGAUAGAGGCUGCUCAGCUCAGCAGUUUGGGAUCAUUGAAAAUCUGAACAAACUCUGUUUCCAGUUGAAGCCACAGAGUGGGCAUUAUGAUCUAGAAGGACAAAAACACGCAGAUGGGUUGUUGCAGAACAUGUACCAAGAUUUGGCAGAGUCUCAGGGUCAGCUCAAUCUCAGACAGGGAAGUGGAGGCAGUAAUGCUGUCAAUCGCACAGCUCACGUACAGGCAUCAAGCUUUGCCAACAAUUGCGUGAUGAGUGACUGGAAGCAAAACCAUCAGCUUGCUUCAGGUGCAAUCCCCUCGAGAUCAGCUCGUCCGUUUGGCCGUCUGCUUGUCCCUCUGAUGGAGUCCUACAACGUGUUCUCCAGUGAUAAUUUAAAUUGCUUCUAUCCUUACAUUAAUGAUAUGAUGUGUGAUCUACCAGUGCUGGGAUAUCAAAAGCAAGUCAAAACGCAUAGUGGGUCUGCCAGGGAACUCCGUGUUAGACUAGAAGAGUGUUAUGAACUGUGCAGAGCUUUGGAGAAAGAAAGAAAGGAGGCUGAAUCAGCUCUUGCUAAGAGUUACCCAGGGAAAAACAUUUCCAGUAAUAACAACGCUCCAGUUCCAAGGCUGACAUCAAACUCAUCAAAAGUUGAUCGCUUAAUUGUGGAUCAGCUACGUGAACAAGCCAGAGUUGUGACUUUACUGGGAAAAAUGGAGCGCCUUCGCAGUUCUCCCCUUCACGUCAACAUUUCUACUGCUCUUGAUAAACAGCUGGAGGUAAUUCGUGUCGUGCAGACGCACAGAAAAUACGAAAUUGUAAAUGCUUCCAAUCGACAGAAGCAAGGAGCUCCCAGAUGCCAAGAUGACAGAGAUGUUUUAGCUCUGGCUUUGGCGAUUAAUGAGAUGAGCGUAGCGACACGUCAGGUACGUACGAGUCUGUGGUGCGCGCUGCAGAUGACCCUGCCAAAACCUGCAGCUGGACAGCUGGUCACAGCAAAAACCCUUCGGGAGAGGGUACAGCCUGAUGAGAAGCGUACGAGAAUCUGAACAGCCGUGGCAUCCGGGAUCAGACGGCAGAAACAGCAUGCAAAAGUCAGCGUUGCAGUGUGCGUAUAGGAAGAGGUGAUGGCAUUAAUUCUUUGUAAUUACUUGCGAAGUUCGAACUACUGAUACUCGUAUUUAAAGCUGUAUCUUGAUGAGAAGUUGAAUUUUCUUAAAAGGCUCUCAGUUUCUACUUAAACUGCUGAAAUUACAGGCAGGGUCAGAAUAUUUUAAAGCCUAACUGAUGAAUGUUAACUUAAGUAAUCGCAUUAAUUAAACAGCUAACAACCAGGACAUUAUUUAGCGUCUGCAGGUGAGCCUUGGUUUAAAAUUCUUCCGUUAAGUUUGUUUAGUUUUGCUUUAGUAAAUGGGUUUUAAAAUAACGAGUCUUAAAGACUGUAGUCUACUGUGGCGUCCAGCCAGUAUCAGACAAGAUUGUGAUGUAAAAGCGUUUUCUUUAUCAAACCAGUACCUGUAAACAGGAGGAAGAAAGCUAAAAAUAAACCAUAUUCAUGUAAAAUUAAAUAUUUAAAAUAUUAGUAUUUAUGAAUUUGAGAUUUUAGAAUCCACGUUUGUGAAAGGAAAUGCACCAGAUUCUACUAAAUUAAAUGAUGAUAAAAUUGCUCUUGCAAUUUAGUAAAUGUAUUCAAAUCAUUUGGGCGUACCCUCAGGAAAAGAAAGAACCUGUUUUAAAGUACUUAAUCAAAAUGUGACAUGCACACAGUAUUAACCUCUAAAAAAAGCUGUACAGCAGCUGAAAUAAUGAGUAUUGUUUUUAAUGCCUUCACUUUAAAACUUUGAACAGAGGGUAGGCAUCACAAUGUUCUGAAAUUUGUGUUUUUUAAAAGUUACUCUUUCACUCGUUUGGUUUGUGAUUUGAUUGUCCCAUUUUAGAUAUAUUAGUUUACAUCUGUAUUUUUGACAGCUCUUAACACUUGGUGCUUAUCUGCACAUUUAAUCUCUUUGUACUGAGUAUAAAUAACUUAUUCAGUGAUUGAAAGUGUUGGUAUUAUGUGACUUGGGUGAUAAGGGGUUUCAACACUCCCAGCAUCACGUUUAUAACGUGUGGAUUAAGUUUAUUCAGUUUUCCUUGCCUAGACGCGCUGAUAUUGGAAAUAUAGUCUGUGUUCUUCCUACUUGUGGAAAUCCUGCUAUGUACGAGGUGUAAUCACACUGCAUAAAUUGUCAUUAGGGAUUAUGAGAGAAAUGCUGAAUGAGAAUGCAGGAGAAAGUAACCACUUUGAUCACUGGUAUGGCCAAAAGUACUGCCAGAGUGAAUUUAUGGGGGCAGGAGGACAAAGCAUAUUUCAUACCACAAGUCACCACUUUAAGAUUUGUUAACCAGGACGUGUUGGUGUUGAAAACAAACAGAAUUUAGUCUGUCUGGUAAGAAAUAAAUUAGCUUUUGUUGAAGAAAAUUUGUUCUGCAUUUUCCUUCGCUGUCUCCGUUCCUUCAGCAUUCUCCAGUAAUGAGAAUUGUCAUUUUCAGUUAGUUGCUGAAAUAAGAGGUACAAAGCAGUGGUAAUACUGAUAUUACUCUCUUGAUAUUAAUACAGAAAAUGACUGUAACUGUAGAAUAUGGCAAAAUUGAAUGAGUGCAGUGAAUCCAAAGCAUAUCUUCUUAGUUAAAAGCUCUGUACUGUCAUACAAAGCUCAUGCAAUGAUUUCAGUACCUGCAGCAGAAACCUUAGGAGUGUGCCUGAAGUCUCUCUUGGUCUCAGUGCCAGGACAUGGAGAGUGAAGUAACAUUUGCUAUUGGGCACUUCCUACCAGAGCCCUAUGGGUCUGCACUCCUGAAACUUCAUCUGGCAUCAGUGAUCAGCUCACUGCAUCAACAGCAAAAUUUAUUAGCACUCACUAACAGCUCUGCGGCUUCAAGAAAGACCUGUGACAUCAUGAGCCAGGAAGCAUUAACUGUGCUGAAACGGGCCGAGGGCCAAGGGAGAGCUUGCAUUCUUCAACACUGUUGAUUCACUGUUGGUUGCGUGCAUAUGCAAGGCUUCACCACGCUUCGUUUUUCUGGCCCCAAAAGCCUGGGGCAGCACCACUGCCCUACAGGGCCAUGGGAAGAGGUGUGAA
Molecule: messenger RNA, 4845 nt
Organism: Numida meleagris (helmeted guineafowl)
Lineage: Eukaryota; Metazoa; Chordata; Aves; Galliformes; Numididae
Gene: MEIOC
Product: meiosis specific with coiled-coil domain
Exons: 8
Coding region: 76-2772 (898 amino acids)
Biological process (GO): male meiosis I; mRNA stabilization; meiotic cell cycle
Cellular component (GO): nucleus; cytoplasm
Source: RefSeq, a predicted model, not a curated record